This is a messenger RNA of Dracunculus medinensis (Guinea worm), 1104 nucleotides long. The record is from the annotation of a GenBank genome assembly. Lineage: Eukaryota; Metazoa; Nematoda; Chromadorea; Rhabditida; Dracunculidae.
AUGUUGGAAAAUGACGGUUGGAAUAUGGAAAAAUACAAUUCGAAAUUUGUUAAAAAACAAGAAAAAAUAAAUUUAUUUAAUGAAACAAAAUUUAUUGGAAAAAAUAGCGACGAAAGAAAGAUCAAGAAAGAUGAAAAAAAAGCAAAUCAAACGUUUAUUACGAAAAGCGAAAUUUUAAACGAAACGAAUAGCGACAAUAAUAAAAAUGCAACAAUUAUUGAAACAACUGAUAAGAGAUUUGAUAAAUUCGAAUCCGCUACAAUGGAUGAAAAACGAAAUGAAAUUUCUCAAAAUUUUCACUUUAUUGAAACAAACGAAACUAUAAAUCUCUUUAAAAAUAAUAAUAAUAGUGAAAAUCAAAAAAACAUUGCCUAUGGCGUUGUUUUACAAAAAAUACCACUAAUUUCGAAAAUGGAAACGCUUAAAACGCUAAAAAAUAGAGACGAAAAAAUUAGCGAAUUAUUUAGUGAAUUAAAAAAAUUUUUAAAUCAAGCAAAAGGAAGCGACGAAUUACGCGCAUUACUCGAUAAUAAUAAAAAUUCGAAAAAAAGUUUAUUUGAACGACUCAAAGAUGAAAUUCAACGACGAAAUAAUCGUAGAAACGAAUGGGAAACAACGACUAAUAAUGAAAAAAUUAUUACCGAAUUUAUUCACGACGAUUAUUCAUUUAUGAAAGAACUUGAUGAAGAAAUAACCAAUGAACUAAUUAAAUCUCUAAAUGAAAUUACAAAAAAAAAGAAUGAUAAGGUGAUAAAGAAAUGUGAUAAUAAUUUGAAAAAAACAAAAGAUUUACCUAUGAAAGAGAUAUUAUUAUCAGAAUUGAGCGAAAAUAUAACGAAAGAAGCGAUUAGAACAAAUAAUUUCAAUAAUAAUUCGAAAAAUUCGAAUUUUUCUCGUCGUUUAGAAUCCACUGAAAAAUUACCGAAAUCGAUAAAACUUGAAGAAAUUGUAAAAAAUAGUUUUAAAAUACCCGCUGAUAUAAUUCAAAAGGAGCAAAAUUAUUAUUUCGCUGAUCGUUUACAAUCUGCAAUGGUCAAUUUGAAUAAUUUAAUAAAUAUCGCUAAUGAUGAAAUUAUAAAAGUUUUAAAUAAAUCUGGAAAAUGA